AAACAUUCACGUGUGAAACGGGACUUGAACCGGAAACCAAACUUCUCUGUUGAAACUUUUUUUUUCUCCUCCGAGGCAAAAGAGGAAAACGCCGCGACCCCUGUGGUGUCAUAGACUGCCCAGUUCCUUGUUCUGUGCAUUUGGGCUUUCUGCUGGAGAUGUGUCAGCCGUCCACCCGCAGGCAGCGGCCGCAGCAUUUCUCGGGAGGCUUGUGAGCUCAGUGUCGCGUGACCGUGGAUCAGCCAUCUAACGGAUCCUGCGCACCUAUCAUGGAAGAUGGUACAAAAGAGGACUCGGCCCAGCAACAUAAGACAAAGUUCCUGAGUAAGGCUGGCUGGGUGAAGAAAGCUCAUGGUCGGCUGUUGACGAGCUACAAGGACCGCUAUGUCCACGUGGAGAAGACAGAAAUUGCGGUUUAUGAAAAUGAGGACCUACAGAACUGCUUGGAGCGGCUUGACCUGGAAAACUAUGAUACAUGUCAUGAAUUAAAGAGCCCCUUCAAGAAGAAGCACAGACUGAUUCUGAUUCGAUCUCUGAAAUCUGGAAAUAAGAUCCAUGAUGUGAAGUUCCAGACUCAGACUGUGGAGGAAAAGGAGGCGUGGAUCAAAGCCCUUAGUGAUUGCAUCAGUCGAGCUAAAAACAAAGUCUUUGAUGAGGUGAAAGUGGAUGAAAGCAGUAAUUUAGAGCACAUUACCCGGACAAGACCUCAAGGAAACCGUAACCGGCGCCCACCAACCAGGAUCCACAUGAAAGAGGUGGCUGGUGUGUCCUCUGAUGGUCUCCUGCGUUUGGAUCUCGAUCUUGAGGAUGCGGUGAUGCCUAAUGGAACAACUAACGGCAAAACAGAUGGUUCUGAAACUUCUGAAACAGCCAUAAAUCCAGCUUCUGCUGCAGAGAAACAAUCAGUGCCGGGUACAGAUGAGGAGAAGAAGGUCAUCAAACCUCCCAUUCCUCCUACUAAGGAGGCCAAAUCCAGUUUCAUACCUGAGAACGAGCCUAAUACACAAAAUGAAAAAGAGGUCCUGAAACCACCAAUGCCUCCAUCAAAAGAAUCCAAACCCUGCGUUACAGCUGGGGAAGAGAUUAUAGAAGACGAUGCGCAUGUGAAGAAAAAUACAGGCCCACCACCAACACCUCCCAACAAACCCAGCUCCAGCGGCUCAUUGAGCAACGUUACAGAAGUCUUACCAACCUCGCCAAACCCCCACCCCCCAACACCUCCAUCCAAGGACAAGAAGCCUUCUCAAGCUGUUGUGGAGCCCAACCAGCAGAUACACGAUGGUGCUAUUGAAAAGGAGAUGGAAGGAGAUGGUGAGGAUGAGGCAGCAAAAACAAUUGUGGGCAAUGAUGAGAUAGACCAUCUUGAGAAAACUGUCCAAAAUGGUAGACCCAUGAGCACCACUGAAGAAGUUUCUGUGGAAAUUGGCAUUAGAAAGACCUCAGAUAAUGACCAAAAAAAAAACAAUUUGCCAGAGAGAGAGAAACUGAGUGUUUUAAUCCCCAAUGAGAUUCCAAAGAAUCCUGUUCAGCCUGACAUGCAGCGCCAAGAAGACCCUCCAGCUGCCAUUCAGCCUAAAGAGGGAUCAGACUCCACCACUUCUGAUACCUCAGCAAGUUCUCUUCACGUACUAGAACCAUCACCUCACAGUGCUCCCUCUGUAGAUGUCUGCCUACAUAACCCAACCGCUGAGAGCCUUAACCUGAGUCCACUCCUCUGCCGCUUGCCAGGAGAGAAAAAAAAGAAGGCAGAGGAGAAGUCUGUUGACAGCGGUCAGCACUCAGAUGACGAGAGUGAAGGCUCUGUGAGUGAAAACACACUGGCAGCUUCCAUGGCUGCACUCCGUGGAAGCCACGCUGGCCUUAAUGUGUUGGAUGCAACUGAAGAUGAAAGUCAAACCUCUGUUCAUUUAAGGCCAUCGGCCAAGCUUCAGGUUGAACCAAAUGUCAUUCCCUCUCGGCGCUCAGAGCCUUUUCAGAAACCUCUCAAACCUUCAAGCAAGCCCAGGUCUGCAUCAAUUGGAGAUCUACUCUCUGACUCCUUGGACUGCAAUCAGCAGAAGAUUACCAACAAAGCCGAAGACAGGAGUGUACCAGCUUCUAAGAAUUAUUUCACAAAGCUUGAGAGUGAAGUGGCUCUGGAGAUGAAAAACACAAGUGAGCUCCUGAAUCAGGCUCAGGAGAGAAGUUAUGUUGAGGUCAUGCCGGAAGAUUUGCUGGCUAAAGCUUUGGAGAAGCUCCAGAAGGCUGACUGCGUCCUCAGAGAAGUCAAGAAACUGAAACUCGUAAAGAAUUUAAAGAGGAUGAGCUGGUAAAUACCAAUAAUAGCCAGUCACCUAGGAAUUAACUGAACGGGCUGUCAUUCUCUGGUUAAAAGAAUAUGAACCCAAAACAAGCCCAGAUCAGCUUACGUUUCAGAUGGGUAGCAUUGAUUUUGGGAGAAUAAAACCAUUCUUUUUGUUUUUAUGAAACUGAAGUUGGCUUUCAUAUUUUGCUUUUAAAUAUUGGUUGACACAGUCUGUUGAAGUGAGGUUAAACUCAGUUAAGUCUACGUUUAUGUGAAAUAAAUAAACCCAUAUCGCAAAAUGUCUUAAAGAUGGGUUUUGAUGCAUGUGGUAAUAUUUGAUUAAUCACAGUUUGGAAAACCAAUGUGGGUAAUGGGUCAGGGUUUGUCCUUUUAUUGGCAAAUAUUUUUUAACAUAUAUAGCAUCACUUGCAACGUCUUCUUUAAUUCUUUGCACUUUUAUAGCUUCUAUUUUUGUUAACUGAUUUUUCUUUUAAAAGCAAAUUAAACACGAGUUUCAAUGCUUUCAUCCAUGAACCUUUGCUUUUCUUUCAGAUGUACGUGGUUUAUUGGAGGGAAUAUAAAAUGUACAUACUUGAUGAUUUCGCUGCAGCAUGUGUAUUAGUAUUAGUAGUGGAAUUAAAUACACCUAUGUAGCUCAGGAGUUUUUGAACUAACUACAUAAUUAAUGAAAAAAAAAAGAUAUUACGACUUUACAUAAAGGGAUCAGUUUUUAACAGUAAUAUAUAUUUUUGUAUUAUUUUGUACUUUUCACUGAGCAAAGCUCACUCUAAACAGAUUUUACAGUUUAUUUUACAUAAAUGCUUUUUAACGUCACAUUUGCAUGCAAGUAACCUUCCUUACAAAAAAAAUAAAUUUUUUUCAGUACUUUGUUAUCAGAAAACAGUUUUAAGUAUUGCUCAGCAUAAUAGAAUGUAAGUACAUUUUCUGUUAAUCGAUGCAGUUUUGUACACUGAUUAAAAAGACUUUUGAUAUCGCUGAAAUAAACUAAGAAAAGCAUA
Fundulus heteroclitus (mummichog) is the source of this 3303-nucleotide messenger RNA. It is a transcript of the gene plekho2, whose product is annotated as pleckstrin homology domain containing, family O member 2. The record is from RefSeq and is a predicted model, not a curated record. Gene Ontology annotation, biological process: macrophage apoptotic process. The transcript has 7 exons. Lineage: Eukaryota; Metazoa; Chordata; Actinopteri; Cyprinodontiformes; Fundulidae. Bases 270 to 2312 code for a protein of 680 amino acids.